AUGACAACGAAUCCAAAUGAAUCGGUUUCAGAUUUAAAAGAUAAAUUCUUUGCUGAAUGGUUUGAAGACAGAGUAAUGAAUAAGACACCCGAUGGAAGUGCUAAACACUUAGAAGUUAUAGCUGAGAAACCAUCGAGACAUGCUCAUUUUCAUAAUGGGUAUUUUGUAAAUGGUUAUAAGUUCCACACUCAACAAUACGGUGAGGGUCGUGUGACGAAUAACUUUGGAGUAUGUGUGAGAGGGGAGACGUAUAAUGAUGAACAAGAGUCAGACUACUACGGCAUAUUGCAAGAGAUCUUAGAGUUGAUUGAUGUCAAAACCAACUCUCGACUUCAAACUGAUGACCCAUUUUGUUUGGCAUCACAAGCAGAACAAGUCUUUUAUACAGCAUACCCUUCAAUGGCAAAUGAGACGAAAGAUAAGUGGGCGGUUAUCAAAACAAAACCAAGAGGGGUAUUUGAAGUCACCGAAGCUGAAAUGGAAGUAGAAGAAAUCUUUAAGGAUGAAGAACGGUUUGAGUCACCUGUUACUGUAACUCGUGCAGAACGAUUGUGCCUAGCCUCAACUAUAAAUACAUAUGAGCAACCAACACCAAAAUAUGAAAACUCAAAACCAUUAAGCAACAAUUAG
Messenger RNA from Lactuca virosa, 630 nucleotides. NCBI's taxonomy places the organism in Eukaryota, Viridiplantae, Streptophyta, Magnoliopsida, Asterales, Asteraceae. The record is from the annotation of a GenBank genome assembly.